AUUACCAGCCAAACUGACUACAGAAGGCUUUGAUUGUGAAUGAAUAAAGGCAUGUCUGCUUCGUAUAUUACAAUAUAGCUCGUGUUUUACUUGAAGAAAUAACAUUAAUACUAGAGAAUCGAAUUGGAAUGGCUGACGAGGAAACAUGUAUCAGCGAAAACGAAAUUCGUUUCACUGUAGAUUUAAUUCCAACAACUCUGACAUUGACUAUCAUCAACUUGGUCAUUUUGGCGGGAAAUAGUUUAGUCAUUAUUGCAGUAAUUACAACAAGAAAAUUACGAACUAACACGAACACAUAUAUAGUGUCAUUAGCGUGCUCAGAUAUUUUGUUAGGAAUUUUUGUGAUUCCUUUCUCAGCAUCUUUAGAAAUCUUGACAUAUUGGCCGUUUGGUGAAGUAUGGUGUAGUAUCUGGCUAGCUAUUGACGUAUUGCUUUGUACGGCUUCCAUUUUGAAUUUAUUAGCUAUAAGUUUUGACCGAUACUUAGCUGUAACUAAGCCUAUACAGUAUGCUAGUGCUAUGUCCAGACGUCGAAGUAAAGUACUUGUGACCUUUGUAUGGCUGUUAUCUUUUGUAAUAUGUAUUCCUCCGUUAUUAGGAUGGAAUGAUAAAACUUCAUAUUCCAAAGAAUCCCCAACGAGAAACGUAACCGCUUACGUUCAUAACAAUUUCUCGUCAAUGGUAAAUAUUGAGCCCAUCGUCUGCAAUAAUACAGCGCCACAGUGCGAACUAAUUUCUACUCAAGGAUACAGGAUAUAUUCCGCUUUGGGUUCAUUUUAUAUUCCAAUGUUUUUAAUGGUUUUCUUUUAUUGUAAGAUUUAUAAAGCCGCAGUUCGAACAACAUCGGCAAUUCGAACAGGAGUUUUAACGGCAAGACAAAACGACGAUGUUAAGAAUGAUGAUCCGAUAAUCCUGCGUAUUCAUAGAGGAAAUUCAGUUGUUUCAAGAUCAUCGGCUUCGUCUCGGUAUUCUCAGAGAACUGGUUCUUUAAGAAGUGCUCUGCGUAAUACAGGAGACAGGUGUGCCCGUAAUAGACAUUGUGUUUAUUCCGAAUGUAACCCGAACGGCGGAAUUCCGAGUAGUAAAGAAAUUGAAAGAAUGCAAUCGAAACGAUUAUAUUUUGAAGAACCAGGACCGGAAGCUGGAAAAGAACCUUUGGAAUAUAUAAAACUAAACAAUAAUACAAAAAGUCCGGAAGAUAGUCCAUUUAUGAAAAGGAGGCGAUCUACCCCAUUUAUAUACGCUAUGAAUAAGAGAAACAUUGAAUCUAGAUCAUUGGCGGCAGUACCAGAAGGACGUCAUAGCAAUAGAAUUCAUAUAAGAAAAAUUUUGAAAGAAACAAAAGCUACCAAAACGGUUGCCAUAAUUGUAGGAGUGUUUACAAUGUGCUGGUUUCCAUUCUUUACAAUGUAUCUAAUAGAGGCGUUUUGGGGCACGCGUGUUCCGUCAUUGGCUUUUUCUGUGAUGUUUUGGUUAGGUUAUUGUAAUUCUAUGUUAAAUCCAUUUAUAUACGGGAUGUUUUCUAGAGAUUUUCGCUGUGCUUUCAGACGGAUUCUUCGAAGGUCUUGUUAUAAAUGUUGUAAGUGCAAAUGUUUUAAACGUCCAAAGAAUGUGGUUGUUCACAAACAUCAUCUUGGAUUUCCGGUCAUUGACUUUGAAAGCACAUCAGAAUCGUAAUAAGGGUCCAGAUAGAGUACUGGUUUACACUGGAUCUCUGAACAUUUGUAAACAUCAAAGAGCUCUAAGUGUACUUCUAUUGUAAAACAAUAAAAUUAGAAGAAAAUCACUACAAAAUUAUAUGUUAUUAAAUGGCUUGUUCUGUGCUUCUGUAGUAUAAAAAAGUGUGGAAUACAAACCUGCUUAGUCUGCAUAAAAUAUUACAUGUGAUAAGCAGUUAUUAUCAGUAAGUUCUAAUACUUUGAUUUCAUUCACUCGACAAUACAAAAUCAAUAAAAAAAAUUCACAAGAGGAGUAAAAAAUAUUAUCAUAUAUAUUAAAGUUUGAGUCAUGCAGUUAAAAACGAUUUUAAGAAUCCCAAUAGAAAUUUCAUUUUUGGCGGAAUUAAUAAUGUAUUAAAUCUUAGAAAUACAAAAGAUUUCCACUAAAAAUUGAAAAGUCCAUCGAACUAAAUUUAAAAUUAAAUUUUAGAAUAUAAAAAAGAAAAAUAUUAAAGUAUUGUUAUUUAAAUGUACAAUUUCUAAAAUUACUUUUGUUUAAUAAAAUAUUCUUUUUAUUUGUACCCUUGGACAAAAAUAUACCAAAAUGUAUGUUUGACAUAAACUUAUAAAUGUAUUAUACAUCUGAAAUUGACAAAUUCAACAAGGUCUCGCUCAUUAACAUUAUGGCAGUCUUAAUGGGAGAGACUUAAAGUCUAAUAUUUUAUGAUUUGACGAUUAAUGUAAAUCAAAAUACCAUAAAAUUCAUGUUUCUCAUUUCAAAUUUAAUUACUCCUGUAUGACACCCCCUCCCCAGAAUCGGUUCAUCAUUUUGUUUUAGCAAACUCAAGUUUACAGAUAAAAAUCUAUACUGCUGUGAAAUUGUCAAUUUCGAAAGAUCACUACUUUACUCUCAUCUGUUAAAAAAAAUCACAUAACUCACUCAACCCAACCAAUUUAAUUUAAUCAGUUAAUUACUAUAUUGUGUUUAAAAUGUCUAACAAUAUAGUCAAAUAAGAUUGCAUGUGAUGUACUUCAUCUGAAUUCUUUAAAUUCGAAAAUUAUAUAGCGCAAGAAAUCUAUCA
This is a messenger RNA of Mytilus californianus (California mussel), 2739 nucleotides long. Its product is annotated as octopamine receptor 1-like. The record is from RefSeq and is a predicted model, not a curated record. NCBI's taxonomy places the organism in Eukaryota, Metazoa, Mollusca, Bivalvia, Mytilida, Mytilidae. Gene Ontology annotation, cellular component: membrane. Gene Ontology annotation, biological process: adenylate cyclase-activating adrenergic receptor signaling pathway. The coding region runs from base 129 to 1676 and encodes 515 amino acids. The transcript has a single exon. Gene Ontology annotation, molecular function: G protein-coupled receptor activity.